AUGUCUGCAAAAUACGACUUCGUUAUCGUCGGCGGUGGUGUUGCCGGCUUGGUGAUUGCCUCCCGUUUGUCUGAGAACCCCGAUAUCCAAGUGUUGGUGUUGGAGGCGGGCGAGGACCAGACGGCGGAUCCCAGAGUCAAUAUUCCCGCACUGGGGCCCAGUCUGGUCAAGACACCAUCUGACUGGCAAUUCAAGACGGUACCACAGAGUGGCCUCGGUGGUCGUGAGAUUGGAGUGCCUCAAGGCCGCUUGCUAGGUGGUUCCGGUGCCCUCAACGGCCUGUCGUUCACUGUCACGACUCGUGCCAACGUUGAGUCCUGGGCUAGCUUGGGCAAUGAGGGUUGGGACUGGCCCUCGUUCAGUGCUGCCCAGAAGAAGGCUUACUCUGUUGCUUCUGAUGAGGCACAGAGCGGUCCUCUCAAGCUGUCUCUGCCUGACAACGCCGAUUCUUUCUGGCCCAAGGUCUGGCAAGACACCAUCCGCGAGUUGGGCUUUCCCAAUGUCUGCGACCCGUUGAGCGGGCAGGGCGUCGGAAGCAGUCUCACGCCUGACACUGUCGACUCUGUGACAAGAACGAGGAGUUACGCCGGCAGCGCGUAUCUGCAAGCCGCCAAGUCCAGGUCGAACUUGACCGUCGAGACCGGAGCGCUUGUGGAGAAGGUCGUCUUCAAGACUGGCGCUGACGAUAUUGUCGCAGAGGGUGUCCAGUACACCAAGGACGGCGAGAAGAAGGUCGCUACGGCGCAAAAGGAAGUCAUCCUCAGCGCCGGCGCCCUGAACUCCCCUCGCAUCCUGGAGCUUUCUGGUGUUGGAAGCGCUAAGCUUCUCGGCGGGCUCGGCAUCGACGUUGUGCUCGACAACCCACACGUUGGUGAGAACCUGCAAAACCAUGUCAUGGUCGGGGCAGCCUUUGAAACACUCCCCGAGCACGACACCAUGGACGGGAUCGUCCGCCAAGACCCCGCGGCGGUCGGGGCAGCCAUGGAGGCGUACGGCAAGCAAUCGGGCCCCUUCUCCAGAAGUGGGACUUCGGCAACGGCACAGCUUCCGCUGCCGGCUACCGAGAAUGCCGGGGAGCUGUUCGAUAAGCUCAAGGCGGAGGCGCCGAAGACGAGAUCGACACCUGCGUUUACCGAAAAGCUCGAGUCGUUCGUCCGCUCGGUCCUCACUUCCUCAUCGGAGCCUUCCGGCUACUACCUCUCAUUUCCAGGGUACGCCUUGUUCAACCCGGACGGGACAAUGGCGGCGCCACCUCCCGGCGACGAGAAAUUCUUUGCGUUCGGCCUGCUGUUGGCUCACCCGCUCUCGCGAGGCUCGAGCCACAUCACGUCGGCGUCGUUGGAGUCGCCAGCGGUGGCCAUUGACCCCGGGUACCUGACUCACCCCCUGGACGUGGAGCUUCUGGCCAGACACGUCCAGCAGAUUGAGAAGAUUGCAUCCACGGAACCUCUCCGCAGCCAGCUCAAGGCGGGCGGAAAGCGCGUCCCGGCCAAGCCUCUGACCGAUCUGGAGGAGGCCAAGGACUUCGUUCGCAAGACUGCUGUCGGUGCUCAUCACUUCACGGGCACCUGCUCCAUGAUGCCCCGCGAGCUCGGUGGCGUGGUCGACGAGAAGCUGCGUGUUCACGGCAUUCGCAAUCUGAGGGUGGCUGACGCCAGUAUCGUCCCCAUCACGGUGCGGGCGAACCCUCAGGCGACCGUGUACGCGGUCGCUGAGAAGGCUGCUGACCUGAUCAAGUCGAGCCUCUGA
Colletotrichum chrysophilum is the source of this 1749-nucleotide messenger RNA. RefSeq lists its product as uncharacterized. The transcript has 2 exons. NCBI's taxonomy places the organism in Eukaryota, Fungi, Ascomycota, Sordariomycetes, Glomerellales, Glomerellaceae. Gene Ontology annotation, molecular function: flavin adenine dinucleotide binding; oxidoreductase activity, acting on CH-OH group of donors. Bases 1 to 1749 code for a protein of 582 amino acids. The record is from RefSeq and is a predicted model, not a curated record.